AUGUCUCUCUCUCUCUCUCUCUCUCUCCAGGUGACCAGCUGUGCCUGGGUGCCCGAUGGCUGCCAGCUAUUUACAGGUAGCAAGUGUGGAGUCAUCACCGCCUACAGCAACCGCUUCACCAGCACCACGCCAUCAGAGAUGGAGGUGGAAUCUCAGGUUCACCUGUACGGACACACAGGGGAGGUCACCAGCCUGUUUGUCUGCAAACCGUACAGCAUCCUCAUCAGUGUCAGCAAAGACGGCACAUGCAUCCUUUGGGACCUCAACAGACUUUGUUAUGUACAAAGUCUCACAGGCCACAAAAGCCCGGUGACCGCCGUCUCCGCCAGCGAGACCACAGGUGACAUCGCAACAGUUUGUGACUCGGUUGGCGGUGGCAGCGACCUGCGUCUGUGGACGGUGAACGGCGACCUGAUCGGUCACGUCCACUGCAGAGAGAUCAUCUGCUCCGUGGCCUUCUCCAACCAGCCGGAGGGCGUGUCUGUGAACGUCAUCGCUGGCGGGCUGAAGAAUGGUGUCGUCAGAUUGUGGAGCACCUGGGAUUUAAAACCAGUGAGAGAGAUCACCUUUCCCAAGUCAAGCAAACCCAUCAUCAGCCUGACGUACUCGUGUGACGGACACCACCUCUACACUGCCAACAACGAGGGGACAGUGAUGGCGUGGUGUCGACGGGACCAGCAGCGCAUGAAGCUGCCUAUGUUCUACUCCUUUCUGAGCAGCUACGCCGCAGGCUGACGGCGUGUCUGACGUUUACCCCUGUCCAGUUCUCAGCAAGAGAGGCACCCUCCUCCUCCUUCUCCUCAUUCUCCCCUUCCUCGGGGGAGGACUUGUCAGCAUGGCAUCAACCUCCCUGAUCCCUCCUUGACUUUGAACUAAAGCCAUCCCCAGCUGAGCAAACUCUACUCCCAGCAUUAAGAAAUGAUUAUAUAAAAUAGUAUUAUAUGUAUAUAAAUAUAUAUUUAUAAACAUACUGAAGUGGAAUGUCGUGGGGGGUUGAUGAACAUUUGUCUGCGGCUGCAACAGACACAUGAAACGCAUUUCUGAGCGUAUGUUUAGUUUGUUUAGUCUUCUCAUUCUUUUGUUUCCGACUGUUGAGAUUCUGUUGUGCAAGGAUCCUUGUGUAAUGUUGACUUCUUGGUAAGCUGCUAUCGUCUGGCCAAAACCAGUCCCGAAGUGUGAAGACCCCCUGUCUCUCAUUUCUUUGCCGCUCCGAUCUCCCGCAGCGUGACGUCUGACAGCGUGACGUCUGACAGUGUCCCACAGACGCUGCAGCAGUCUGGAGGGAGGCAGGGAGCCCAUCCUCGCGUCUGUCUGUCACCGGGACACGACCCGCUCUGUGGGAGUGAGACGCCACUCUGAGGGGCUGUCCGCUCCACUCAAGUCUGAGCUGUAGUGUCACCGCCCCACAUCCCUGUGUAUCUGAGCUCAGUGGAGGGAUGUGGGGGAAUGAAGCGCACCUUGUGUUGGAUGUUCUGUCCUACUUCUGCAUGCUGGGAUGACACUGACCUUGACUGUGUGACAUUUGCUGUCAUGAUACUUUGUUAUUAAUGCCUGCCUCAGCUGAACUGUCCUUUUGCAUUGAGAACUAUUGAUAUUGAUUUAUUUUUUAGAAUCACUGUGGUGGCUCAUCUUUCCUUCUUUGCUUCCCUCGUGUUUUACUUUCUGCUGCUAAAAUGCACUAAAACCUUUCACUACUUCAUUGAGCUCGCUGAGAUUCUAAGAGAGUGAUUAACAAACAUCAGCAGAGAGGAGUAUCCUGAACGUGCCCUUGCACUCACUGAUGCUCGGUACCUGUGCAGCAUUAAAGAAAGUUUGCAGCAGAUGGGAGGCUGGGACCGGAGUUUCUGACACUGAUGAGGUUUACAGCUGAUUUCAGAAUCUUAUACACUACACUGAUCAGUGUGAGAACCAAUCGACCAAACAUUUCUUUGGAUCCAUGCAGCUAUUCUUUACAUUCCCACUCAACCCGCACUUUCAGUUUGUCAGUCAUUAUGUGUCAGAUGGUAGUCGCAGCACUUUUCUUUUUAAACUACCAUCUAAUUCAAGGUGAGCCAAUGACCUGUGGUCUUAAUAUGAACUUUGGUUAAAUUCCACUAAUAAAUCAAGGAAGCAAUAUCAGACAUAAACAUGCAAUAGGUCAUUUUUGUUGAUAAAGAUUCAUGGGAGGAAAAGCCAGAGGUUUGUUCCGCAGCUGUGAAACUACUUGUUUUGCCUUUGUGGUGACUGCAGUGAGCCUUCUAUUGGGAAAUCACGUCUUACUUUUCACUCUUUUGUUGGAGAAAGGGAAUAUUUCUUAUCAUGUCCUGACGUCGUUCCUUUGGUUGUUUUGAUGUUUUUUCCUCUGCUCACUCAAUCUUUGUCGGUGUUACUGCGACUUGACGUUACUGCGUUUGUUUACUUUGUUUUCAUGCUCGCACUUGUACAUACAUUUCCUCCGUGUCAUUUUUAAAAGUAUUUUUUUUCUCUUUAACAUUCAUUUGUGAGAACAUGAUUUGUUUUUUGUGUUUGUUCUUUGAGAAAAUGGCAAAAAAUCUGAGAGGAAACGUGAGAAAUGUGUUUUUGUGCAUUCUGACAGAAGGAAAUAUUUUUCAGUUGAUAACUUAAGCUAUGCAUAAUUUAAGAUCAUUGUCUUAGUUUUGCUUAUAUAUUGUGUUGUGUGAUCGACCUCUUUGGGCUGGUUGUGCGAGUUUGUGAACCGAGGUUAAGAAAGGUCCUAUAUUAUAUUUUGUUUGUUUGUUUGUAUAUAUGUAU
Paralichthys olivaceus (Japanese flounder) is the source of this 2751-nucleotide messenger RNA. Lineage: Eukaryota; Metazoa; Chordata; Actinopteri; Pleuronectiformes; Paralichthyidae. The record is from RefSeq and is a predicted model, not a curated record.